Leptosomus discolor (cuckoo roller) is the source of this 4851-nucleotide messenger RNA. The record is from RefSeq and is a predicted model, not a curated record. Lineage: Eukaryota; Metazoa; Chordata; Aves; Leptosomiformes; Leptosomidae.
AUGUAUGAACGCCACAAGAGGCGAUACAGCCUGUGCGACAUUUCCAAGGUGGACAGGACUGUAGAUGUUGUGUUGUUAAAGAUAAACCGCGAAAGCUGGUGUUCGCUGGAGCCAUGUCCCGAUUCUUCCCUGCUGGAGCGCAAGCGGACGCGGGAGUCUCCAGAGUGUGAGAACUUCUUGGAGGAUGGGCUGAGUAGUGUCUGUGCCUCAUCACAGGGUGUCCUUAAAAGAGAGUCCGGGAGCGAGUCUGACCUCUUCCCCUUGGCUGGUGAUGGGAUGGAAGACCUUGUCUUUGGAAAGCCUGAAGAGGAGCAGUCUGCAUGCGAUGUCACCAGCUCCAGUUCCUCUGCAGAUGACACCAUGUCCCUGGAGAGGAACUCCUCCCUGGGCAGCGACACGUCCCUUCCCUUCCCGCCGACAGUCAACUUUGUCCAGCCCAAGGACAGGCACAGCCUGGAUGGCAGCUGCACCAACAUGGUGGCCACAGAGGGAGGAGAGAAGGAAGAGGAGCUGGACAGUAUCACGGAUGUGCCCACUCAUUCCUCCGUCUUACGAAACUCCAUGCGGCCUCUGUCACCUUUCCGUCGACACAGUUGGGGGCCAGGGAAGAACGCCACCAAUGAAGCAGAAAUAAAUCAGAGGAGUUACAGCCUAGAAGGCCUUGCUGGAGACACUGGUGAGAACAAGAAGCCGUCUACAAACCUGGAGGCUUCUUCUCUGAGCUCCAAAGACCUCAGGCGGAGUCCGCUUGCCAGCAAUCAGUGCGGGUCCCUGGUCUUGCUCACUGAAGAACUUGAGCAAGGAGAAAUCAGAGACUACGAUCACCAGAUGCAUCAAACAUCGCAGCCGCAAGGAUUUAGUUUCUGUUCUUCCGCUGUUUCAUCUCCACUGACCAAAUCCAUGUCCCUGAUGUCAAUUAGUAAACCAGUGCUGGACAGUGAGUAUCUAAAUUCUCCUCCUUUUCAUUCCGUCUUCACAUGCACUUCAGCCGAAAUCACAAGUUCAACCUCUUCCUUUUUUGAUUUCAGCAUAUCUGAAGAGAGCAGCAGUGUCCCGGCUGGUAAAAGUGUAACAAAAGUCAGUCGCACCUUCAGCUACCUCAGGAAUAAAAUGUCCAGCAGCAAGAAGAGCAAAGAAAAAGAGAAAGAUAAAGAGAAGACUAAAGAGAAGGAAAAAGACUCCAAGGAGAAAGAAAAAGAUAAGAAACUGUUAAACGGACAUCUCUUCACUGCGACGUCCGUUGUAGCCCAAGCAACCUGUUACCACUGUAUGAAACCUUUCAAUAAGGAUUCGUACUACUGCGCAAACUGCAAUGCAAUUGUUCACAAAGGCUGUAAGGAGAGCUUUGCUUCUUGUGCAAAGGUCAAAAUGAAGCCACAGAGAGGGAUGCUACAGGCACAUGAUACCUCUUCGUUACCCACAGUAACCAUGAGAAACAAAAGCUCACAACCGAAGGAGCGCCCUCGCUCUGCCAUACUUGCUCCUGAUGAAAACACCGUAACCUCAAUAUUCAAUAACAGGAGAUCACAGCAGACUACAGCACUUUCGAAAAGUGUCUCCAUACAGAACAUCGCAGGAGUUGGGAACGAUGACAGCUUAAUACACACUUGGAAAUUCCUGUCACAGUCAACAGACUCCUUACAUAAAAUCAGCCGGGUGAAUGAAUCCAUGGAGUCACUGGUUGAUGAAGGUGCGGAUAUGAAUGAAGGACAGCUGAUGGGAGACCUGGAAUUAGAUUCCAAGCAGCUGGAGGCAGAGUCCUGGAGCCAAGUUGUGGACAGCAAGUUCCUACAGCAGCAAAACAAAGAUGUUGUCAAACGGCAAGAUGUCAUUUAUGAGCUAAUGCAGACUGAAAUGCAUCAUGUCCGCACCCUGAAGAUCAUGAACGAUGUAUACAGCGCGGGGAUGUUAAAGGAACUGCAGUAUGAUCAACAAGUUGUGGACAAGAUCUUUCCCUGCCUGGAAAACUUGCUGCACAUCCACAGUCACUUCUUCCAGCGGAUUCUGGAAAGGAAGAAGGAGUCAUUGGCAGACAAAAGUGAAAAGAACUUUGUUAUCAAGAGGAUAGGUGACAUCCUAGUGAAUCAAUUUUCCGGUGAGAGUGCCGAGCGGAUGAAGAAAACAUAUGGCAAAUUCUGCGGGCAUCACAAUGAGGCAGUAAAUAACUUCAAAGAUCUGUACUCAAAGGACAAGCGGUUUCAGGCAUUUGUCAAGAAAAAAAUGAGCAGCUCCCUGGUGAGGCGUCUUGGGAUUUCUGAAUGUAUCUUGUUGGUAACACAGAGAAUCACAAAGUACCCGGUCCUUUUACAAAGGAUACUGCAGUACACCAAAGAAAAUGAAGUGGAACAUGAAGACUUGACUCAGUCAUUAAACCUCGUUAAAGAUGUGAUUGCUGCAGUCAAUAGCAAAGUCAGCAAUUAUGAAAAGAAGAUGCGUCUCGGUGAGAUUUACAACCGGACGGAUAGCAAGUCCAUCAUGAGGAUGAAGAGCGGCCAGAUGUUUGCGAGAGAGGACUUGAGGCAUCGGAAGCUCAUCCGAGAUGGGCCUGUUUCACUAAAAAAUGCAGCUGGCCGGUUAAAAGAAGUCCAGGCUGUUCUCCUCUCUGAUAUGCUCAUAUUCCUUCAGGAGAAGGACCAGAAGUAUGUCUUUGCCUCACUGGACCAGAAAUCCACUGUGAUCUCUCUGAAGAAGUUGAUCGUACGAGAAGUGGCUCAUGAAGAGAAGGGUUUGUUCUUGAUCAGUAUGGGUGUAAAAGAUCCUGAAAUGGUGGAAGUCCAUGCCAGCUCCAAAGAAGAGCGUAACGGCUGGAUACAGAUCAUUCAAGACACAAUGAACACCAUGAAUAAAGAUGAAGACGAAGGAGUCCCUUGUGAGUCUGAGUUUGAAAAGAAAGUGUCAGAUGCAAAAGUGAGAGGACUGAAAGAACAACUUCAGCAGAAGGAUAAGCAGAUCCUCCUCUUGCUGGAGGAGAAGACUAAGAUCUUCCGGGACAUGGCAGACACUUCUGUGCAGGAGGACAUGCCAGGCUCCAGGCUGCUCUUCAGAGCCAACACAGAAGAGGCACCAAAAGGAGAGGCCAUUAUGAAAACUGCAAUAAAUGAAGUUGAACUCCUGCAAGACCUGGUGAACAGGAGCCUGGGCACUGCCCUCGGACAGCAGGUCAGCAGCACUGCCAUGGAACAAGAAGGAGGAGUUGGCCCCAUCUCCCUCCCUCGAAGGGCAGAAACUUUUGGAGGAUUUGACAGUCAUCAGAUGAACGCCUCCAAGUGUGGAGCGAAAGAUGAAGGCGACGAUGCUCAGGACCUUCGGAGAACGGAGUCGGACAGCAUUUUAAAGAAGGGUGGAAAUGCUAAUCUGAUGUUCAUGUUGAAAAGGAAUAACGAGCAGGUCCUCCAAACCAUUACCAGCCUCCAUAAAUUGCUCAGUGCUUUGCAGGGCGUCGUGCUGCAGCAGGACACCUACAUUGAGGACCAGAAGCUGGCUCUGAGCGAGAGGGCUCUGACCCGAAGCUUCUUCCGGCCGACCUCCCUGCUGGAGCAGGAGAAGCAGCGCAACCUGGAGAAGCAGCGCCAGGAGUUGGCCAACCUGAAGAAGCAGCAGACACAGCAUCAGGAGGAGAGACGGAGGAAAGAGAAGGAGUGGGAAGUCCGGGAGAAGGAGCUAGCAGAGCAGGAGGCCCACCUGGCCCAGCGAGAGGAGCAGGUCCAGAGAGGGUGGCAGGAUCUUGAGCGGGAGCGAGAGGAGCUGCAGGUGAAGAAGGCCGCCUACCAGCUCGACCUGGAGAGGCUUCGCACGGCGCAGAAGCAGCUGGAAAGGGAGAAGGUGCAGUUCAAGCAAGAUGUGGAGCGAUUAGCCCAGAUGCGGCAGGACCCUGACCACAACCAGGUUUCGAAUCUACAUGAGAAACUUGGAAGAGUCCCCUCCCAGUCCAGCAUCGAUGACUCCUCCAAGCAGAAGAGCCCUUCUGUUCCUAAACAAGGGCACUUUGAUGCAGAACUGUCUGUCUCCCCCAAAAGGAACAGUCUUUCAAGGACACACAAAGAGAAAAGCACUUUCCAUUUGCUUAGCACAACAAACCAGACUAACAAGGCAGCUGAGGAACAGCCCCAGAUGCCUACCCGUCUCUUCAGUUUAGCCAAACCAAAGGAAAAGAAGGAAAAGAAGAAAAAGGGCAGGGGACAUCGCUCCCAACAGUCUGAUUCUCACUCGUCAGAAGCACCUCCAGAGGGUGAGGAGAUCUUCUGCUGAGCAUGGAUGGUUGCGUUGGUCACUCUCGGCACUGGUACAGUGGACAUCUCCUGCCCGCUCCGCAGCACGCUGCUGGUGCCUGCACCUGACAAGCAUCUGGAGGUUUUAAAUAAAACACGUUAUGAAGUCUGUUAAGUGGUGGGAAAGGGCCUCUCUCCUGUGGUUUUGCGUGAAUUCUCACCGCAGAGGCUGACUUCACGGCAAAUAGUACCGUCUCUCUGUGCAAACCUUGGGUUCAAUGGAUUGGGAUAGAUGUUUGCUGUCUCUUCUUACUGCUAAAGGAUGAGAGAACAUAGCCUUAAGGGGUCUGUGCCUUCAAAUUCCCCUUUUCUGGGGGACGUAACCAAAACCAAGCAUUUAGCGAAAGAUUAGGACUCUACAAAUGGUGCGUACACACUGGCAUAUAUAGAUAUACUGUAUAUACACACCUAUGUAUCUAUGUAUCCACUGGGAUAUGCUCGCAGUCUGUACAGCCAAGCUUAGCUCGGCCCAUGGGGAUAGAUGAUACCUGAUGACUUUCAGGGAGCGUGUAGAUAUUAAAUAUCUUGCCCUUACUGCUCCGAGUGUAAUGCCGUUGCCUUGCACGCCCCUUUUGUGCUCAUG